AUGCCGCUCGUUGGUACCUUUGACAUCGAGGGAAGGUCUCCACACAGCGACAUAUACCAAGCGCCGCUUCAUUCCUUGAUAGUCUGGACCCCUCGGCAGACCUACGACAACUGGCGCUUGACGUUCCUGUUCAGAACCACCGUGCGCGGCAUCACCUGCGUCCGCGCGACCUUGCGCUACUCAGCUGCUAGCAACAGCUCUGCUUUCUUCUUCCAGCUCUCGAGCGUCAUGCACCAACAAGCGCCUGGAGCGACCACUGUCAAGUUGGAGUACUCCCAAGAUGUAUACUCUAUCUCCGGCUUCCUUGUCCAGGACGUUAUGAGGUGCAAUUUUGUAGGAAACGUCACGAUGCACUACGUCAUUAGGACUCUCCAGAUCAGAGUUCCUGACUACAGGCUUCUUCCUGGAAAUCGGGGUGUCCAUGGUUGGGCACUUCUUGCUGUGAAAGCCCUGUUUGAUGACGGUCUCCUCCCUGCGGGUACCAUGGAUCAGUUCGCUGCCUCCAUCGGAGCAUUGCGAAAUGCAUCUCAGACAGCGAGGAACGCGAUUGAGUGGCCGAUUCCCUUUGGAGCCACUCCGGGUGUUUGA
Cyclocybe aegerita is the source of this 588-nucleotide messenger RNA. NCBI's taxonomy places the organism in Eukaryota, Fungi, Basidiomycota, Agaricomycetes, Agaricales, Hemipholiotaceae. The record is from the annotation of a GenBank genome assembly.